Molecule: messenger RNA, 1297 nt
Organism: Megalobrama amblycephala (Wuchang bream)
Lineage: Eukaryota; Metazoa; Chordata; Actinopteri; Cypriniformes; Xenocyprididae
Gene: cryba4
Product: crystallin, beta A4
Exons: 6
Coding region: 622-1212 (196 amino acids)
Biological process (GO): lens development in camera-type eye; visual perception
Molecular function (GO): structural constituent of eye lens
Source: RefSeq, a predicted model, not a curated record
UAAAUGGCUUUUUCCUGCUUCUUUUACCAUUAUGUGAAAAUAUUAAAAAUUAGUGACCUAACUUCAUAAUGGUUCUCAAUAUUAUCAAAGGAUAAUAUACUGUUACUAUACUGUUUAUUUACCCAAUUAUUCUGGGGCACAAAACAAGGGGAACAAUGCAAACAUAUGAACAAUUACAUUUUUUUUUAUUACUGUAAGUUCUUGACAUCUUCAUAUCAGUGACCUCCCCUGCCGUCAAUCUUUCUUUUUAACGCAUUCACCGAGCCACAACAAGAGCAUCAUAAUGGAACGGGGCCAAGACCACCACAUCUCUCCCUGCGCAUGACACCGUCUCAGAUCCGUGUCGGCCCUUAACAUGUGACUCGUGUGUAUCCAGGUCCGAACGUUCAGGCCUGGGCGCAGAGAUUGGCCCGGCGGGGAUAGUGUGGCGUUUGCACUUCUCCAGCUGUAUAGUUUUAACCCCUCCUUUGUCAGCUGGACAAUGGCAGGCCCCUCCCUCGCUGCUGAGCCGGGGCUUUUAAUGGGCCCUUUGCCAGGGGAGGCUUUAAAAGGGUGGAUGCACAUGCCCAGCUUUCACUCUCACAUCAGGACGUCCCAAGGGCAUCGAAGCGAGCAGACGAGAUGACUCACCAUUGCACCAAGUUCUCUGGCCAUUGGAAGAUCAUCGUGUACGACGAGGAGUGCUUCCAGGGUCGUCACCAUGAGUUCACCUCAGAGUGCUGCAAUGUCAUGGAGUUCGGUUUCGAAUCCGUGCGCUCAUUGAGAGUGGAGAGCGGAGCGUGGGUGGGCUACGAGCACGCCUCUUACCAGGGUCACCAGUUUGUGCUGGAGCGCGGAGAGUACCCUCAGUGCGAUGCCUUUGGGGGAAGCAAUGCUUACCACAUCGAGAGAAUGACCUCCUUUAGACCCAUUUCCUGUGCUAACCACAGGGAGUGCAGAAUGACCAUCUAUGAGAGAGAGAACUUCCUGGGCCGCAAGGGAGAGCUCAGUGACGAUUACCCUUCUCUUCAGGCUAUGGGAUGGUGCAACAACGAAGUGGGUUCUUUCCGUGUUCAGUCCGGAGCGUUUGUGUGCUACCAGUUCCCUGGUUAUCGUGGAUACCAGUAUAUCAUGGAGUGUGACCGCCACUGUGGGGAGUACAAACACUUCAAGGAGUUUGGUUCCCAUUGCCAGACCCCUCAGAUCCAGUCCAUCCGCCGUAUCCAGCAGUAACGGAUUUCUCCUUGCCCCUCUCCUUGCAAAAACUCUCAUGCCCCUUUCUACCCGAUGCUAAAUAAACUGUCUUUCUUAAACCUCA